AUGUCAAACAAAUCACCAUCUAGUUAUGGAACCUCCCCCACCACCGCCACCAGCAGCAGACGGCCGCCGCUUCCGCCGCCGCCACCACCGUCAACCUUCAUCUCUCGCGCCACAGCCCAGACUCAAUCCCUACUGGCCACGGGCCGCCCAUGGACAGAGCUCUUCGACUUCUCCUCCUUCUGUCGUCUCUACAAUCCUUCGAAACGGUUGUCAUCGUGGCAAGCCCAAAACUGCUGCAACUGGGAUGGAAUACUCUGUUCAAACUCAGGAUAUGUCAUAGCUGUCAAUCUCCGCAACCCUGUUCCAGAUAAUGCCUUACUCAACUUGAAUUCAGAAUUUGUUUCUACGGCGAACUCAUCCACUGCCAUCAAAGGUACAAUCUCUUCAUCUCUUUUCACCCUUAGCCAUGUCCGCUACCUUGACCUCAGCUUCAACAAUUUUUUGUUUUCAAAAAUACCCACUGGAUUGUCAAAUCUCACAAGACUCACUUACCUUAACCUCUCAAAUGCUGUGUUUAAAGACUCCAUCACAACCCAAUUUGCGAACCUGACUUCCCUAAAAUGGCUUGAUCUCUCAUGUUCUGGCGAAAUACCCGACUUGUCAUCUGUGUCAUAUUACUUAGGAUCCUCACUGAGGAUGAACUUGGGAUCGUUGUCUUCCUUCAUCUAUCGUGGCAAUUUGUCUUCCUCAAAUUUGAAUUGGUUGAAGGGUCUCCGCAAUCUCAGGGAACUAAGAUUGGGUGGUGUCAAUCUAUUUGUGGCUUCUCAAUUGAUCAAAUGGGCUGAUCCAUUAACAUUUCUUCCCAAUCUUGGGUCACUUGAAUUGUCCAAUUGCAGAAUUUUCGGAACAAUUCCUCUAGAUCAGCUUCUGAACCUCACUCAUCUCUAUUCAUUGACAAUGAAUACCAAUUCUCUCACCUCCCUAAUACCAAAUCAGCUUGGAAACCUAACUUCCCUUUCAAUCCUUGACUUGAAAAGUUGUAAUCUACAUGGUUCAAUCCCUUACCUACCUCAACUGAAAGAACUUUAUGUGGGUAACAACCUCGCUGUUAUCGUUGAUCUGAAUUCAGUGUUUUCAGUUCCCUGGACCCAUUUAGAAAGACUCGAAAUUCAAUUAACUCAAGUUAUUGGAUCAAUUCCACCUUCUUUCGGCAACACUACUUCACUGGUUCACUUUAUAGCCGAUAGUUGUUCAAUUCAAGGGCCCUUACCUUCUUCCAUCACAAACCUUUUUAAGUUACAAAGAUUACAGCUUGAUUUUAACAACAUAACUGGGCAUCUUCCACUAUCAAUAUCCGAACUAAAAAGCCUCCAGUUUCUGUAUUUAGCUGGGAACUACUUAGAAGGAUCGAUUCCAAAUUCAAUUUGUGAUGCCUCCUCUAUCCAGGAGCUUAAUCUGGAUGUCAACCUACUAACAGGAAGUUUACCCAGCUGCAUUAGCCGGCUUCCCAACCUCCUUUCUCUUUGCAUCGCCGGUAACAAGUUAAAUGGAACCAUUCCUUCAUUGGCAUAUUUGUUUCAAAAUUCCACCCCAAAUACAUUAAGUUUUGGUUCCAGUGGAUUAACAGUGAAAAUAGACCAAUCCCCAUUUCCAUCCAACUUCCAACCCCAAAUGUUGGAACUUGCUUCUUGCAACAUCGGAGGAGGCAUCCCUGAUUUCAUUUCAAAUCUGACCCGGCUUUCAUAUCUGAGCCUAUCUAACAACCAACUAUUCGGACCAAUCCCACAUUGGUUGUUCAGCAACUUACCAAGACUAAGCUAUUUGGAUCUCUCCAUGAACCAACUCCAUGGGGUUAUCCCACUAAGUAUUCGACUACACUCACAAUUUUUGUGGCCGACCACAUUAAAUCUAGCAAGCAACAACCUUGAAGGGCCUCUUCCUCGACUAAAUCUUCAGAAUGUACAAGUCGUUGAUUUAUCCGGGAACAAAUUCACAGGUUUUAUACCAACGCAGCUAGGAGAACUUCAGAGCCUCAGGUACUUAUCACUCUCUGGGAACAAACUCUUUGGCGAAAUCCCACUCUCGUUCUGUCACCCAACGAAUUCUCUGAUGCUUCUUGAUCUUUCGAAUAACAACUUGUCAGGGAGAGUUCCAACUAGCUUGGGAAACUGUACAUCUCUCAUAUCACUUAACCUUGGACAAAACAACUUCACCAGAGAGAUUCAAACUAAUGGUCUUGGGAACGCCGAGAAUCUGAGUUAUAUUGAUUUAAAUGGCAACAAUUUUGAAGGCCCUUUUCCAAGCUUCAUCCAGAGAUUUCAAAGUAUUGAGGUUUUAAUUUUGGGAAACAAUAGAUUUGAAGGAAAGGUUCCCCAGUUCAUUGGAGACCUCCAGAAUCUCCGAAUUCUUGUCCUAGCAUCCAACUUCUUCAAUGAAUCAAUCCCACAAGAGAUGAUGAACAAUUUAUCAAAACUCCAAUACAUAGACUUCUCAAAUAAUGAACUCUCUGGUCCUAUCCCUGAGAAACUGGACGGUUUGAAGAUUCUGAGAACUCGACCCAUUGAUGGAAUUGUUCUAGGCUAUGUCGUGUCGCUCAUGUUUGCUGGUGUUCAACUUGACAUAGUGUCUAAAGGAUUUUCACACCAACUUGAAGUUGUACACACCUACAAUAGUGGCAUAAAUCUCUCAGGCAACAAUCUCACAGGAAAUAUUCCAGCCGAAAUAGGCCUUUUACAGGGUCUAUACAUGCUUAACCUUUCGCAUAACGAUUUGUUUGGUGACAUCCCAAGGACGGUUGGUGAAAUGAGCGGCUUAGAAUCAUUGGAUUUGAGUUUUAACUGUUUGAGCGGGGAAAUUCCAGCGACAUUAACAUUGCUUGAUUUUCUGUCAUAUCUCAACUUGUCGUUCAACAAUUUGAGUGGGGAGAUUCCAAGAGGGGCACACUUUGAUACCCUUUCUGGAGAUGGAUCAGCGUAUGUUGGGAAUGAGUUCCUGUGUGGUGCUCCUGUUGGGGUGAAUUGUAGUAGCAAUGACAACUCUACAAAUAGUACUGAAACAGAUGAUGAGGAAAAAUGGUACUACUUUUAUGGGAUUGUUAGUAUUGGCUAUGGAGUUGGGCUACUUGGGUUCUCUCUACUCCCCUAUCUGAUGAGAGGGAAAUUUGUAGAGUGGUAUUGGAGUGCCAUUGACAACAUUGUAUUGAGAAUCAUUCAAUGUGAUACCGACCCAAGAGCUGCAGACAAAGAUGUUAGAAUUCCAGUUGAAUUUUCGGAUAUGCGGAACAGCAGAAGCAAAGUCCAGAAGGGACUGUCUAUCAGAGUUCAGGUCACCAAUAAUCAGGGGAAUGAUAGGCACAAACUCUGCUUCUACCAAUUGCAACUUCUCGAUGUUAAAUUCUUCUUCUGCGGAGAUCUCUGUCAAGCGAGGGACUUGAAGCGAGUUGGGCGUGAAGGUGGUGGACCCGAAGAAAUUUCAAGAGUAACACUCUCACUAUCCAUUGCAAUUACUUCAAGUUCGUGGUUGAAAAUGAUGAAAACGUUACGUCCAGAAUCCGUUCCAACAGUACAGCUUGUGAUGAUCCAGCAGCUCCUGCAGAUCCAACUUUGGUACCAAUAUGUUAUGGUUCUAGCAGCAGAUCCAGCAUACCAGAACCACAUGACAAUAAAACCAGCAGAACAUAUAACAGCAUCAUACCACCAGCAGAACUAG
Molecule: messenger RNA, 3648 nt
Organism: Camellia sinensis
Lineage: Eukaryota; Viridiplantae; Streptophyta; Magnoliopsida; Ericales; Theaceae
Source: RefSeq, a predicted model, not a curated record